Molecule: messenger RNA, 1398 nt
Organism: Coregonus sp. 'balchen'
Lineage: Eukaryota; Metazoa; Chordata; Actinopteri; Salmoniformes; Salmonidae
Source: the annotation of a GenBank genome assembly
AUGAGAGGGAAACAAUACCAUCAACAACUGAAGUUGACAGCGCCUUGGGAGAAGGAUGCUGGCUACGGGAGAAAGCUCAAAACGUACAGGAACCAUACUAAGAUAAUAGCCCAGCCCGGCAUUGUGAUGAAGGUGCUACGCAGAAAGCGGAUUGUGUUGUUUAUAGCCUAUAUCUUACUGCUGGUGCUGACCAUGCUGAACUUGGCCAACUAUAAAUGGACUAAAGAGCCCCAGCAGUGCAAUCACCAGAUGAGGAGCACUACCUAUCAUGGCAGAUCAGAUAUCCGGUUCCUCUACAGACCCUCUCUGGCCAAGAAGAGACAGUUGGUCUAUGUUCUGACCACAUGGAGGUCUGGGUCCUCCUUUUUCGGGGAGCUGUUUAACCAAAAUCCUGAAGUGUUCUUCCUGUAUGAACCCAUGUGGCACAUCUGGCAGAAGCUGUACCCGGGAGACGCGGUGUCUUUACAGGGGGCAGCCAGGGACAUGCUCAGCUCCUUAUACCGCUGUGAUCUCUCUGUGUUCCAGCUGUACAACAGCCCAGGGGGAAAGAACUUUACUUCCCUAGGACUCUUUGGGGCCACCCUGAAUAAGGUGGUGUGCUCCUACCCCCUCUGCUCCGCCUACAGGAAAGAGGUGGUGGGUAUGGUGGAUGACAAGGUGUGUAAAAAGUGCCCCCCUCAAAGCCUUAGACUACUAGAGGAGGAGUGCCUCAAAUACAGCACUAUCGUUAUUAAAGGGGUGCGUAUCCUGGAUGUUAAUGUACUAGCCCCCCUCAUGGAGGACCCGUCCCUGGACGUGAAGGUAGUCCACCUGGUCAGGGACCCCCGGGCCGUGGCCAACUCCAGGAUCAAGUCCCGACAUGGGCUGAUCCGGGAGAACCUGCAGGUGGUCCGGAGCAGGGACCCCAAGCUCCGCAGGAUCCCCUUCGUAGACCCCAAUCACAAAGCCAACAAGAAGGACGGCUCGGACUACCACUCCAUUGGAGCCAUGGAGGUGAUCUGUGACCGCACCUCCCGGACCCUGAGGACUGCCUUAAACCCUCCCAGUUGGCUCAAAGGGAAGUACAUGGCUGUACGCUAUGAGGACCUGGUGGAGAACCCUGUGAAGAUCCUGAGGAACAUCUACCGCUUCGCCAACCUCACCACCAACCAUGACAUUGAAUUGUUUGCUCUGAACAUGACAGGCGGGUCUAGCUCGUCCUCCAAGCCGUUCAUAGUGUCCUCCAGGAACGCCACUCAGGCUGCCAGCGCAUGGAGAACAGUGCUCAGCAUCCAGCAGAUCAAACAGGUGGAGGACUACUGUCAUCACUCCAUGGCUGUCCUGGGCUAUGACAGAGUCAGGACGGCCGGGGAGGCCAAGGACCUUAGUAAGUCUUUACUGACGGUCUCCAAACUGUGA